GUCCAGCUCGAUCGCCGCAACGCCCUCGCUGCCCAUAUUGCGCUAUGGACAAAUACCAGAAAAUCGACAAGCUGGGCGAAGGAACUUAUGGGAUUGUAUACAAGGCCCAAAACAAGCUGACCGGCGACAUCGUGGCUCUGAAGCGAAUAAGGCUCGACAAUGAGGAAGAGGGCGUACCAUGCACAGCCAUCAGGGAGAUAUCACUCUUGAAGGAGUUACGGCAUCCAAAUAUUGUCCGCCUGUAUGACGUCAUUCACACGGAAAAAAAGUUGACCUUGGUGUUCGAGUUUAUGGACUCGGACCUGAAGAAAUUCUUGGACAUGAGCAACGGGGAUAUUGAUGUGCCCACAAUCAAGAAUCUCAUGUACCAGCUGAUGCGCGGAAUCGACUACUGUCACCAAAACCGAGUUCUGCACCGCGAUCUCAAGCCUCAAAAUCUUUUGAUCCAUAAGCGAUCAGAGCUCAAGCUUGCAGAUUUCGGACUGGCCCGUGCUUUUGGAAUUCCAGUGCGCAGCUACUCUCACGAGGUCGUGACCCUCUGGUACCGCUCACCGGAUGUGCUGAUGGGCUCUCGACAAUAUUCAACGUCAAUUGACAUGUGGUCAGCUGGAUGCAUCAUGGCCGAAAUGGCAACGGGCCGCCCCCUCUUCAUGGGCACAUCUGUAAAGGACCAACUCCACAAGAUAUUCAAAAUCACAGGCACACCCGACGAAAAGACGUGGCCGAAAAUCACAGAGCUGCCAGACUGGAAGUUGGGCUUUCCGAUCUUUACCAAGGUGAAACUUGACGCCCUGUUCCCCAAGCUCGACGCCAAUGGAAUCGAUUUACUAUCGAGGCUGAUAGAAUGCCAGCCAGAGAAGCGUAUAUCUGCCGAGAAGGCCCUUCAGCAUCCGUUCUUUGAUGACCUGCGACACGAGUAAGCCUGGCUGAAUAUAUAUCACAAUUCUACAGACUCCAUCGGGCGUGUUCGUGAAUGCAAGCGCCCAGUCAGCUGGCUUGCUGGUUUCUUCCUGUUGGUCUUUCAAAAACGAUUGGCAUCGACCUUUUUAUCGUGGCGACUGUAGCUGUC
Messenger RNA from Polychytrium aggregatum, 1069 nucleotides. Its product is annotated as kinase-like domain-containing protein. The record is from RefSeq and is a predicted model, not a curated record. Lineage: Eukaryota; Fungi; Chytridiomycota; Chytridiomycetes; Polychytriales. Gene Ontology annotation, molecular function: ATP binding; cyclin-dependent protein serine/threonine kinase activity. The transcript is spliced from 14 exons. Gene Ontology annotation, biological process: protein phosphorylation. Gene Ontology annotation, cellular component: cytoplasm; nucleus. Bases 45 to 920 code for a protein of 291 amino acids.